GUUAACAGCAUCUCGCUAAGUGUUUUGUUUUUCUUCAGAAACUGUUUUUGUAUUUUAAUUUUCAGAGUCAAAGUCACAUAUACAAAAAGCCCACUAAUAAGGCUCGUUUAUUUAACUGUUUAAUUUUGCCCACUAUGAAUUAUAUUGGAAAGUUUAUAUCCAAUUUUAAAGAUUUUUACAAUGAGAUUAACUCAGCGACUUUGACCGGUGCUAUAGAUGUAAUUGUUGUUAAACAACCGGACGAGACUUAUUCUUGUUCACCAUUUCAUGUAAGAUUUGGUAAAAUGGGUGUCCUACGGAGCAAGGAAAAAAUUGUUGAUAUCGAGAUUAAUGGAGAACCUGUGGAUAUUCACAUGAAACUUGGUGACACUGGAGAAGCUUUUUUUGUCGAAGAAGUAGAGAACGAAGAUGAACAGCAUUCUGUUCCUAGCUACCUUGCUACAUCUCCUUUACUUGGGCAUUUAAAAGGUGAUGAUUUCGAAAAUCCAUUUAAUAGUGAAAUAUCCAAUUUUGGUGCAUCAUCUUCAACAAAUUCAACUUCGAAGAAACGUCGACGAAAAAAAUCCGUUAAAAAAUCUCCACCAAAACAACUUAACCAACAAGAGCAAGAACAAGUACUUUCAUCAAAUCUUUGUGAUAUCCAUCCAUUUAGUGAUGGUGAAGUUGAACAAUCAAGUUUAGAGUCUUCACUUAAAUCCAAAAGACCAUCUAGUCCUUUAUCUGAUACGGAGUAUGAAAACUCGCGCCAUGAUUCUACCUGUCAAACAGGAGGUAUUGGAAAUGGAGGAGAACAUAUUGAAUGGGGAUGGGGUGAAUUUCCUCGCUCUAAUACUCCGAGUAGUCAAAGUCUCAGUCAUCUAGCGGAAACACUUAAUAUUUCUGACCCAUUGAAACCUGAAAGUAACUCUCAAGGUGCAUCGAGCGCUGAUCUUAUGCCGUCUAAUGCUACAAUGAGUUCAAAUGAGUCAAGCAAAUUGCUGAAUGUCCUUAAGUUCAUUAAGAAAGAAGACACGACGAAAACUCGUGAAAAUAGUGAGAUGGAAGGUGUUUUUCUUGAUGAUCUCAACAGCAUGGAUCCUGAAAAGGCUGGACUUUACCUUUCACCGGGUGAAAGAACUCAGUUAAAGCAGGAACAGCAGCUUAAAAAUGAUCAAAUAGCACAGCAAAAUCUACAACAAACAAUAUCAGAGCCAGUACAAACUCAAUCGCAACCACAACCACAACCUCAACUGCAACAACCACAACAGCCAUCGCAACAGCCUCAACAAUCAGAAUAUCGUAGCUCAUGGUGGAGCUCUUGGACCAGAUCAACUUCAUCAACGUCAACAAAAGCUGAACAAAGUACUGAUCAGGUAGAAUUUGAUUUCGAGAAUGAAUUAUCUGAGCCCGAAAUCGGAGAAUCUGAACAAUCAUCAUCUUCAGAUUCUGAAGAGGAAGAAAAUACUCUUGCUUCUAGUGAAGAUGAAGAGCAUCCUGAAGGGAUUCCUAUUAAGAAAAGUGAUUUUCGUCGUGGUCAUCGUCGUAAAAAUAGUACAGUUCAGUACAAAAAAGUUCUUCGUAUAUCAUCUCAGCAGAUUGCUUCAUUAAAUCUACAAGAAGGUCGUAAUGAGGUUGUUUUUAGUGUGACUACUGCUUAUCAAGGAACCACUCGUUGUAAAUGCUCAAUCUAUUUAUGGAACCAUGACGAUAAAAUAAUUGUUUCUGAUAUUGACGGUACCAUUACUAAAUCUGAUAUUUUGGGUCAUAUUUUGCCAGUAAUAGGAAAAGACUGGGCUCAAUCCGGUGUUGCUAAUUUGUUCAAUAAAAUACAAGACAAUGGUUAUAAACUGUUGUACCUUUCAGCUCGAGCUAUCGGACAAGCUAAAAUAACACGUGAAUAUUUAAAAAGCAUUCGACAAGGUGAUAUUUGUCUUCCUGAUGGACCUCUUUUACUUUCUCCAACUUCUUUGAUCUCGGCAUUUCGUAGAGAAGUGAUCGAGAAAAAACCUGAAGAGUUCAAGAUAAAAUGUUUGAAAGACAUUCAAUGUCUGUUUCCAACUAAUCCAUUUUACGCUGGAUUUGGCAAUAAAAUUAAUGAUACUUGGGCUUAUCGUGCAAUAGACAUUCCCCUUUCUCGGAUAUUUACAAUCAACCAUCGAGGUGAACUGAGAUUAGUUCUUAUACAAAGCUGGCAUUCAUCAUACAAUCGCUUAAGUGACUUAGUGGAUCAAAUGUUCCCUCCUCUUCCUUCAUCUCUAGAUUCUAAAAAUUCAGACUUUCUAUCUGAAUAUACAUCAUUCAAUUACUGGCGUGAUCCUAUUCCAGAUAUUUCGCAAUUUGAGGCCUUGAAAAGCGAGUUAAACUCUGGAUCAAAUAGUUCUUCACAAUUACUACCGAUUACCUGAUGCUGCAAUGAUCCGUUCUUUGUUUUUUUUAUUACCAUAUUAUCACCUUAUAUUUUUAUUUCUACAUUGUAGAUAACAAUUUAUCGUUUGUCUUUUUCUUCUUAUUUUCUUUGUUUGCCAUAAUCAAUCGAUAAACAAAAUCUCUGAAACUUCUAUUCAAAAUCAACAACUCAUUCCUUCGAUCAAUGCUUAUCUGGACAUUAAGCAAACUGUUCCCGGUGUUUAUUUCUCAAUUAUUGAUUGGAAUUGAUUGGACAAUUUGGAUGAUGGUACAAAUGACAUUGCAUUCAGCAAACACCUCAAACGCCUUUGAAACCACAAUCACUGUUAAUAGCAAUUUAUAUUACGAACAAGAUAAUCAAAGUUGGAUUCUCCGGCUGAAUAUCAUCUUUAAAUACGAAAAGUGUUCAAAUGCAUGAUCAUUUCCAUCCCAACUGUCUUUAAUACAAACUGCAAUGAUUUCUCGAGAAAACUCAAUUGAUGAAAUAUGGCAAAGCAACUUAAUGGAAAACAAUCAAGUCACGUGUUGAUUCAUAAUUUUGAAAUGAAAAUGCAAUAUCUUAUUCGAUCGAAAUGAAGUGCAACAAUUUCCAUCUUUAGUCUACUAUUUAAAGUAAAAAACCUUUCACUUGUCAUAUUGAUUCUUUAUAACUCCAAGCUCCAUUUAAAUGUCUACGUGAAUUACUAUGGUCGAUCAACUUGAACCAUUGGAGGAGGAAAGAAACAAAAUUAAUUGAAAACUAAAUUUUUCUCGCCACAUGAGACAAUUUACUUUUGAAUUGUUCACCAGCUAAUCAUGUCUUAAAAAUGAAAUCCCUGAUAAAUUUCAAAAAUACAACAAUACCCAGGCAAAAAGGGCAUUUCUAUACACACAAGCAAUAACUGUGAUUGAAUUAAUGACUUCUGGUAAUCAGGUAUAACGAACGACUUUUCACACUGAAAACUGAAAACCAUGUUAAUCGAAAAUAAAGAAAUGAAUUUUUGAUCAAAGUACAUUUUUACCGACAAUUGAUUGAUAUGGAGAUUGAAAAGAGGGAAAAGUCUUAACCUGACAGAGGAAUGAUUCAAAAACACCAACAACAACUUAUAUCGAUGUGAGAUACGCAAUUACAAUUGAAUGAUAAUUUAAAUCCUGUCUUUCCAUUCCUUUCCCAGAUGAAAUGAACCAGUUGAAACCUAAAUUGUAACCCGAAUCUUCCCAAAUUGCUUGUCUGUUAUGGUCAAUCAUCUGAACAAAAACAAAAACAAAAGAUAGCAAACAUCAUAAAUUGAUGCUCAACAAAAAUUUGUGAUAACCAAAGUAAUUAAUAUGCGAUAUUAACCUUAUUUAUUUUUAUUAAAUGAAAGGUUACCUUCUAAUGUCAACCCUCUCUAACCAUCCUGAUUGUAACAAAUCCUAGUUAAAUCAACUUUGUAUUCACAUAUUGAAAGAUUGAUUAAACAAAUGAGACCAAAAAACGGUGCAAAAUGACACUGAAAGUAAAAUCUUUUUCCAAUUUGACCAA
Messenger RNA from Tetranychus urticae (two-spotted spider mite), 3889 nucleotides. It is a transcript of the gene Lpin, whose product is annotated as phosphatidate phosphatase LPIN. Gene Ontology annotation, cellular component: nucleus. Lineage: Eukaryota; Metazoa; Arthropoda; Arachnida; Trombidiformes; Tetranychidae. Gene Ontology annotation, molecular function: transcription coactivator activity; phosphatidate phosphatase activity. The record is from RefSeq and is a predicted model, not a curated record. Gene Ontology annotation, biological process: fatty acid catabolic process; positive regulation of transcription by RNA polymerase II; triglyceride biosynthetic process.